UGAUCCAUUCGAGGUUGGGUUGAAUCAUGAACGUCAUUUCCGAGUUCAGCGACCUCAAAUUAGUCAAAAAACGUCAUUAAAAAAUGCUAAAUUUGACAAUUUUUUUCUAGCUCAUUUAAAGCCAGAUUUUUCAAAAUUGCUUUCUCUUCGCGAACCCAUAUUUUGUCUCAGGGACGUCUCCUAGAGCUGAUAUUUUUUCUGAUUGACUUGCAAUUCAAAUGAAGGUUUCUACUAAAUUUCCCCAAAAUUGUUCCAAGUUUUUUUUUUUUUUUUUUGCGAUCCACCUCGUAGUUCAUAUUAUUCACUCUGAACGAUUGUACAUAUAAAAUGAAUCGUAUGAAAACAAGCAAUUAUUCACCGACUACCCGACUAGGUGUAGUUGCAUGUACUUUGUACGUACAUCUACAUACGUAUUACGCACACAUAUAGCUUUAGCUUAAUGUACAAUACGUAAACAAGUAAGUAAGUUAAGUGCACAUUUAGAGUUCACGCGUCAUUGUGUUCACAAUUUAAAGUGUCUGAGUACAAUUUUGCGCGUUUGCCAAGUUUGAAAUGUUUCGAUUUACGAUUUUUUUUUCUCUUUCAUUUCGUUCCUAUACUUAAGUACUUUCUAUCUUUUUUUCUGUCGACGUUAUUUUAAAAAACGCGGUGCGGCGCGGCGCGGAGGUAAUAACGAUGAAAUUACAUAUUCAAAGUCGGUUAACUUUUAGCAUUUUACUGUGGCGUUAAACGAGCACAUGUUCUGAUUUUGGCUUAUCGUUAGGUAGGUACUCGUGCACACGCAUCCAUUUGUACUCCGUAUUUAUCUGUGUUAUCUACACAUACACCAUACACCAUACACAUACGGGUGCAACAUCAAAGAGAUGUACUCGUACCGGCUUCCUAACUUUGGUACCCAGUUACCCACCUAUGUGUUAUUAUGACUUAUGCGAGUGUGUAUUUGUACUUUGCACGUACCUACACUUGCAAUAAUGCACGUAUGUCGUAUAUGUACACAAUACUCGUACUGGUACUCGCAUAUGAUGAAUAUGCGAAACUGGAGAGUGAAGUAUGUGGUUGCCUAAAGCCGCGUAUCCGGCAGUGAUUUUGUGUGGGUCCUAUGGUGUUUAAAGAUUUUCAGAUUUCUACGUACUCGUAGGUCAUCAUGUCUCUUCAGCUGAAUCGACUCGUCGUGGAAAUGUAUCGAAACGAGACGUUUUUGAUGAAUUCGUCGUCGUCGUCGUCGCCAUCGUCGUUGAGCUACAACGCUACAACGUACGCCAACGUCAACGCCACGUACCUGGAAGCGUGCAAAAACGACAUGCCCAAGCUGUAUCUGUUCGUGCAAAUCUUAUACAUAAUCGUGUGCAUUCUGGGACUGUUCGGCAACACUCUAGUCAUUUACGUGGUGCUGAGGUUUUCGAAAAUGCAAACCGUCACCAACAUGUACAUAGUGAAUCUGGCGAUCGCCGACGAAUGCUUCCUGAUCGGUAUACCGUUUCUGCUGAUCACGAUGCAUCUGCAGUCGUGGCCGUUCGGCGACAUAGCGUGCAAAUUCUACAUGGCCUCGACCAGCAUCAACCAAUUCACCAGCAGCAUAUUUCUGAUGAUAAUGAGCGCCGAUCGAUACGUGGCCGUGUGCCAUCCUAUUACGGCUCCGAAAAUUCGCACGCCUUUCAUAUCGAAAGUGGUGUCGGUAUCGGCGUGGUCGGUCAGCGCCCUGCUCAUGGUGCCGGUGCUCAUCUACUCCAACACGAUGAACGACGAGAACAACGUACGCAGCUGCAACAUACUGUGGCCGGACGAAGAGAAUCUGAGCGGACACGCCGCCUUCACGCUGUACUCGUUCAUUUUAGGCUUCGCCAUUCCGCUGCUGUUGAUAUUCGUCUUCUAUUUGCUGGUGAUUAAGAAACUGCGCACCGUCGGCCCGAAAAACAAAUCCAAAGAGAAGAAAAGAUCGCACCGCAAAGUCACGAAACUGGUGCUGACCGUGAUAACGGUGUACGUCUGCUGCUGGCUGCCGUACUGGGUCACUCAAGUGGCGCUGAUAUUUACGCCGGCCAAGCAGUGCCAGUCCAAGACGACGGUCAGCAUUUUCCUGAUAACCGGCUGCCUCAGCUACUCCAACUCGGCCAUGAAUCCCAUACUGUACGCCUUCCUCAGCGACAACUUCAAGAAAAGCUUCCUGAAAGCGUGCACUUGCGCCGCCGGCAAAGACGUCAACGCCACCCUGCACAUGGAGAACAGCGUGUUCCCGCGCAAGCAUCGCAACAACGGCUCCGAACGAAUGAAAACCGCCAGAGGCACGACGGCCAUCAUUUGCCACGGCGGCGGCGGCGGCGGCGGCGGCUGCUGCUUAGACGACGAAGAACUCGGCGAAACCGGACCUUUGGUCAGCCGCGCCGAACAUUCGACCGCGCUCACCUCCAGAUCCAACGUUACCGUCACCAGCGACGCCAAGGAUAGCUCGUCCUCGGUAGCCAAAGAAACCGAAAUUAGAAACGGAGGAAUGCGAAUGAACGUGCCGCCGACUCAAUUAUAAAAAUCUCUACUCGUAUUCUCUUUCUUCUCUUCCGUCUUACGAGUACUUACCUUCUAAUUACUCUAUUUUUUCCAUUUCAUUUCGAAAAAAAAACGUACUUACCUACAUAAGUAAACCGAAAAACGCCCACCACAUGUCUUUUUCUCCAAACGUGCCGUGUACCGCCUGGCGCCUGGCGCCUUACUACCUACCUACCUACCAAAUUCACAAACUUUGCAUUCGAUUCAAAUACCAAAUUCUCGUAAUGCUUCAAAUUACGAUCAUUUCAACUUUCUGUCGAAAAGCACCUUCGUAAUAGGUAUGGA
Molecule: messenger RNA, 2826 nt
Organism: Planococcus citri (citrus mealybug)
Lineage: Eukaryota; Metazoa; Arthropoda; Insecta; Hemiptera; Pseudococcidae
Product: somatostatin receptor type 2-like
Exons: 2
Coding region: 1145-2521 (458 amino acids)
Biological process (GO): G protein-coupled receptor signaling pathway
Cellular component (GO): plasma membrane; neuron projection
Molecular function (GO): peptide binding; somatostatin receptor activity
Source: RefSeq, a predicted model, not a curated record